Aspergillus tanneri is the source of this 357-nucleotide messenger RNA. RefSeq lists its product as uncharacterized. The coding region runs from base 1 to 357 and encodes 118 amino acids. The record is from RefSeq and is a predicted model, not a curated record. Lineage: Eukaryota; Fungi; Ascomycota; Eurotiomycetes; Eurotiales; Aspergillaceae. The transcript is spliced from 2 exons.
AUGGCAGCCCCGCCAAUACAAUCAUACCUACUCGGCACGAUCUUCCUCACCUUCCGUGUUCUUUCGUUCCUCAGCGCCGUCAAGGACUACGAGAUGUUCGGCUUGCCACUUGAGCAUGAGACAAACGCUUCCACGAUCAGCAAAUCAGACCUGCAUAAACAAACCGAGGACACUAGUCUCUCCUCCGGCCUAUGCCCGCAGCGUUCGGCCUGGAAAUUUACGACUUUUACGAGAAUUAUCAGCGCCACUGCCGAUGCGGAUGCUUUAAUUGUGGCUCAGUUUGGUGGAGAGAGUUGCCAGGAUAAGGUGUGGGGACAGCUGGUCACGGGUGUUAUGCUGAGGGCUUGGGCUUGGUGA